AUGGGUGACCGACGGCCGCGACGACCUGAUCACAGGGAUAGAGACCCCAGAGACGACCGCUCACGCAACGAAAGACCUCGCGAUCGUGAUCACCGCGACGUAGGACGUCACGACGAAAGCGACGACAAAGACCGGAACUACCGUCGCAGAGACGAUGACUGGCGAAGAAACGACGACAGAAGCGAACGGGCCGGCCCUCGCAGGCGGGUGAAUGAAGAAGGGGACCUUGGCAACAAAGGAGACCUACCGAGCCGUCGCUCACCUUCCCCAGACAGGAAGGCCAACAACAACAAUCCGCCCAGACCAGAACCUAUGGACGAAGAUGGACACGGCGAUGAGGACGAGCCCGCUGCCGACGACGAGGCCGCCAUGGCCGCCAUGCUAGGCUUCGGUGGCUUUGGCACGACCAAGAACAAAAAGGUUCGGGGCAACGACGUGGGCGCUGUGCGCAAGGAGACCAAGAGCGAGUACAGGCAGUACAUGAACCGCCAGGGUGGGUUCAACAGGCCGUUGAGUCCAGGACGGUAG
Messenger RNA from Emericellopsis cladophorae, 528 nucleotides. RefSeq lists its product as uncharacterized. The coding region runs from base 1 to 528 and encodes 175 amino acids. The record is from RefSeq and is a predicted model, not a curated record. Gene Ontology annotation, cellular component: precatalytic spliceosome. Lineage: Eukaryota; Fungi; Ascomycota; Sordariomycetes; Hypocreales; Bionectriaceae. Gene Ontology annotation, biological process: RNA splicing. The transcript has 3 exons.